UUUGUGACGUCACCGUAAACAAAUCGUUGUCAGGGAGCUAGCAAUAAUAUGAACAACCGAAUUUCGAAUUAAAAAGUCAACCAUAAUCGCAUUAAGUCCAACUUUUGAAACUUUUUUUAACAAGCAGGUCGUUCUUGUCAACAAAAUAUGGAUGAAAAACCCGCGGGAAAUGUUUUAGAAAUCGAAAAUCUGACCAAGAAAGGACAUCAAUUAUUGCAAAAUGGCGAUGUUGAAAACUCGUAUCUGACAUAUGAGCAAGCUGUCACCUUGGCUCAAGACACGAACGAUGCGUUCACGGUGCGAGCAUGUCUGUUCAACCUCGGGGCUUGCUGCGUAGCAAGAAACGAAGCGCAGAAAGGCUUGGAGUUCCUGCUACGAGCUGUGCCGCCUGAAAGACAAAGCGAUGGUGUCUUGAAUUUUUGUGAUCUAAAUUACAAUAUGGCUAUAGCUUAUGACUUGCUGGACAAGCCAAAUGAGGCCAGGAGAUGUUAUGAGACUGCUUUGGAGGGCUACAGAGAGUACUCAAACUCUGAGAUGGUAGCCGAGACCUGCCUAAAACUUGGCGGCGCACUAGCGGCACUUGCCUCACUUAAGGAGGCUGUUGAGGUUUUACAUGAAGGUGAAAUGGUUUUUCGGCAAUUGAUGGACCAAAGGCAUGAGUUACUCUGUUUAAGUAGCAGAGCUACGUUGUUGGCAGAGCUGAAGGAUGAGCGGUCUCAAAUGUUGUUGAAUUCGGUUAUUAAUAAGGUGGAAGCACUUGAGAAUGAUACAUUAAAAGCAAAGGUUUACAGUGAUAUAGGCCUGGUGUGUACGUCAUCUGGUCGUUACGACAUUGCCUCAGAGUAUUUGGAGAAGUCCCUCAAUCUUCUUCAAGAAGUUGGCCAAAGAGACAAAAAACUUCAAGCUUCGGUAUAUCAAAACCUUGGUGCUGUGCACAAUCAACUUGGGACAUAUGCCAAGGCUGUUGUGUACCAUGAAAAAGCAAUUGAACUUUACGGUGUUAUGUCAAUGAGAUACUCUCAAGGCCAUUCAUUCAGCAAUCUUGGUUAUGCUUAUGGUCAACUUGGAGAACUGGAGAGAUCUCAAGAACAAUUUACCCAUGCCCUACAAGCUGCUAAGGAUUGCCAGGAUUUCCGUGGUCAAUGGCAAGCCUAUGAAGGUCUUUCAGCAAUACACUUCCAGAAAAAAGACUUUGAAAAAGCAGUGGAGUGUUUAAAAACUGCUUUAACUGUUCUUCCUCUUGGAAGGGUUACAAAUGAAAAUGAGGUCCAGGAACGAAUUGUUGCUAAGUUGACAAAUGCAUUGGAAAAACAACUGACAGAGAAACAAACCACAAAACACAGCAAUGAAAAAAUGAAAGUGGAUGGAAAGAAAGGAUUGUUAAAAGAACAGAGAGGUGUAAAUAAGGAUGUUAGUUUACAGAGGGAUACAGCUAUUGCUAUCAAUGGUUCUUUUCACAAUGAAGAAACUUUACAAGAUAAUGAUCCUCCUACUGAGUCUUCACCAAAAGUUGGUCAUGUCAGGCCACGGGAAAAGAACCAUAAGUUUAUCGCCCGUGGACUGGCUAUUGAUGAACCAACUUCGGACAUAGAGCAAUCAGAUGGAUCAGACUCAACUUUUGAUACCGUAUCAAGCUAUUCGGGACAAGCAUCAAGCUCUAUGCAUGAGCCUGCUAGCGAGACAGGAAGUGUGUGUCCAACUAGUAAUCUGGAGUCAACCGCUGGGUCAGCAGCUCUAUCUCCACCUAAAAAAGACCCACUAAAUAACACCUAUGAAGAGCCACAGGAUAUAAUUAAUGUUAUAGACACUGGAAGAUUAAAUAUUCAUGAACUGCCACCAGGCCCCCGCGAUACUCUACUGGCAGCAUCAAUUAGCGAAGACGCUGGAGCCCAGGAACUAACGACUAUGGGCAAACUUCGUAAAAAUAAAAAUAAAUCAAAAUAUUUGGUAAUUAUGGCGUUGUUGCCAUAG
Dendronephthya gigantea is the source of this 1971-nucleotide messenger RNA. RefSeq names its product tetratricopeptide repeat protein 24-like. The coding region runs from base 148 to 1971 and encodes 607 amino acids. NCBI's taxonomy places the organism in Eukaryota, Metazoa, Cnidaria, Anthozoa, Malacalcyonacea, Nephtheidae. Gene Ontology annotation, molecular function: protein binding. The record is from RefSeq and is a predicted model, not a curated record. The transcript has 4 exons.